Medioppia subpectinata is the source of this 1995-nucleotide messenger RNA. Lineage: Eukaryota; Metazoa; Arthropoda; Arachnida; Sarcoptiformes; Oppiidae. The record is from the annotation of a GenBank genome assembly.
AUGACGGCUGGGCUGACUGACAAUCGGCUCCGGCACAUGGUUGAGAUUAUAUCCGGUAUGCGUGUUAUUAAAAUGUAUUCCUGGGAACAGCACUUCGCAGACCUCGUGGCUGAUGACCGAAAGCAGGAAGUGUCGUGUAUGCAGAGAUCUUGUUUACUGAAGGCAAUCAAUUUGGCAUUGUUUAAAGUGGCGUCCAAGUUGAUUUUAUUUCCCAGUUUUAUUACCUUGAGCUCACUACUGAUGACAAUUCUGAAAGAACUGCCGCUUCUGUCGGGGAGUAUAGAAACGGUGGGAUCGAUAAGCUAUGUCUGUCAGGAGUCCUGGAGUUUCAACACUAGUGUCCGAAAUAAUAUACUUUUUGGGGCCGAAUAUAACGAAUCCCGUUAUAAACGAGUGGUAGAGGUGUGCGCUUUGGAACGAGACUUUGAUCGAUUCCCGUUCGGAGACAAGACAUUAGUGGGUGAGAGAGGAGUACAGCUGUCGGGGGGACAGAAGGCCCGCAUCACGUUAGCCAGAGCUCUGUAUCGAAACUCUGACAUUAUAUUAAUGGACGACCCGUUAAGUGCUGUCGACGCGUCAGUUGCCGAACAUAUAUUUAAUAAAUGUAUAGUCGACUACUUGUGCGACAAAAUCCGUAUUCUAGUCACACAUCAAAUCCAAUUCAUACGAAAAGCGACACAAAUAUUGGUUUUGAACGACGAGGGAAAGUGUCUGGGAUUGGGAUCCUAUGAUGAGCUCCAGUCCCGGGGCUUAGACUUCAUGUCUAUUCUCAGCGAUCAGGAGAAGGAAGCGGACGAAAUGGAAGGAGUUGAUAGGGAGAACUCGGAUAAUAAAGUUACAUUUUCACAACACAGCGAUGACAAUCAAAUAAAAUCCAAGAGAACAUUAGUGACCGAGAGUUUGACAAUUAGAAAUUUGGGAGCGGGAGAGGCGGGACUCGCUUUAUCAUCAGCCCUAAUGUUGACCGGAAUGACCGCAUGGGGUGCCCAUCAAUCGGCGGAGAUGGAGAAUCAGAUGACUUCAGUCGAGCGCAUCAUUCAGUACUCAAAACUACCACAAGAGGCGGCCCUCACAGCCCAGGAUAGCCAUAAACCCCCUCCCAAUUGGCCACAGAAGGGACAGAUAGAGCUCAAGGAUAUGAGUUUGUGUUACGAGGGAUCAGACAAACCGGUGCUCAAAAACUUGAAUUGUGUUAUAAAGAGUGGAGAGAAGGUAGGGAUAGUCGGACGGACGGGCGCCGGCAAGUCGUCCAUCAUAUCGGCGCUGUUUCGUAUGGUUGAGCCAAAGGGGGAGAUAGUUAUGGACGGCAUUAACACGGGAUCAAUAGGUUUGCAUGACUUGCGGUCAAAGAUCUCAAUCAUACCUCAAGACCCGGUGGUCUUCACGGGAAGCGUCAGAAAAAAUUUGGAUCCUUUCGGCGAAUACAGCGACCAAAGAAUAUGGAGUGCAUUAGACUCAGUGCAGCUGAAGGGGGCGGUGGGGGACCUCCCGGGCCAGUUGGACGGCCAGUUGGCCGAAGGGGGCGCUAAUCUGAGUGUAGGUCAGAGGCAGUUGGUAUGUCUGGCGCGGGCUAUACUGCGGCACAAUAGGGUACUAGUGCUGGACGAGGCGACCGCUAAUGUUGACCAUCAAACCGAUGCCUUAAUUCAGACCACAAUUCUGCUGGACGAGGCGACCGCUAAUGUUGACCAUCAAACCGAUGCCUUAAUUCAGACCACAAUUCGUCACAAAUUCAGUGACUGUACUGUCCUUACAAUUGCUCACAGACUCAACACUAUUAUGGAUUCCGAUCGCGUUUUGGUUUUGGACGCGGGAGAGAUCGUAGAGUUUGACGAACCGUUUGUUUUACUGCAGCGAAAUGGACAGUUGUAUGACAUGUGCCGCAAGACAGGAGAACAUAUGUUCAAUCAUUUACUAAAUAUGGCUAAAGAAUCACAACUUAAGAGAUUUAAUACCACACAAGUCGAAGACAAAGACAUGGUUUCUCAUCUUUGA